Molecule: messenger RNA, 2451 nt
Organism: Lingula anatina
Lineage: Eukaryota; Metazoa; Brachiopoda; Lingulata; Lingulida; Lingulidae
Product: RAD50-interacting protein 1
Biological process (GO): regulation of ER to Golgi vesicle-mediated transport; retrograde vesicle-mediated transport, Golgi to endoplasmic reticulum; endoplasmic reticulum to Golgi vesicle-mediated transport
Cellular component (GO): Dsl1/NZR complex
Source: RefSeq, a predicted model, not a curated record
AUGUCAGCCCCCAUUGGGGAAAACAGGGUAGAAAAUGAGAUCAUGGAUAUCAUAAAUUCUGAAUUCUCUGAAGAUGUCAAAAGUUUAAGCAAAGUCAGAGAAGUUCGCGAAAAGUUGAGGCAUACAAAAGAAUUAUUGGAAUCGCAGAUUUCCCUUAAAAGCUCUGAAGUUCCCAGCAAGAUCAGGACUGCUGUUAAGGAUGCUGAAGAGGCCAGAAACAGAAUUGCUUCACUUUCUGCUGAGCAGGAACAAGUGAGGGAUGCAAUCCUGGAACACAACCGCCAGGUUGAACCCAUCAUAUUCAGGGUAUCACAACUGACUACACAAGUUGAGGAACUAGAAAAAUAUGCAAAAUAUCUACAAUGGAUUGUAAAAAUAGAAGAGUUGAGCUCUGAAAUUCAAACAGCCCUUAUAAUAGAGAAUGUCGACCAAUCCAUAGCACAGUUUGCAGAGAUGGGAAGAUUAGUUCAGUAUCUUCAAAGUUCCAGCUGCCAAAACCUUGUCAAGUUUUCACAAAAUACAUUGCUUUUCUGGUACAAAAUUUUUAGGGACCGACUUUCUGGUGAAUUUGAUGAAGUUCUGAAGGCCCUAGGGUGGCCUUUCAUUGCUGCCAUUGUGAAACUGAAAGACAAGGAGACAGAGGUUCAAAAUGCCAGUGGGAAGUUCAAAACCUUGUGUAGGCAGCUACUGCUCCUUCGAUUACCUGAAGGAUUACACCCUGAGAAUCAGGGCUUGCAGCAGCAUCCAGUGCUGAGAUCUUUGCCAGGGUGGAGACCCAUACCUCUACCAAUACAGCUUCUUCUGAAACCUCUAAGGAAGAGGUUCAGAUUUCAUUUCUAUGGGAACAAGCAGACAAAUAGUCUAGAUAAGCCUGAGUGGUACCUUACCCAGGUUCUUGGCUGGCUUCGAGAUCACAAUGAAUUUCUCAGAGUCAACGUUCAGCCUGUUAUUAAGAAAGAGGGCCUUGAUUCAAUGGAUUCCAGGGCUGAGUUUGCCAGAGGAUUAGUUCUACUGGUUCUGGAGAAGAUGGUGGUCGACAUUCCAGAGUUGAUGUUUGAUGAACAGCAGUUCUCUCAUUUCAUAGAUGAAGUUCUGAGUUUUGACAAAGAGUUACGGAAUAGUUUUGGCUAUCCUAACAGUGAGCCAGGCUGCCUGCAUGUGCUGUGCCAUGAUGAACCCUUCCAGAAGUGGAUUGCAAUCGAGAAGAAGUUUGCCAUGGAGAAGGUAGAUGCAGUAUUGACGUCCCCUACUGCCUGGGAGGCUCAGUACAGUGCAGACGUGGACGACAUGAAAACUCCGGAAUCAGCCGAGGCCUUCCUGACUCUUGUACUCACUAUAACAGAUCGUUACAAGCCCCUUCCUUACCCCACGUGCAAACUGAGGUUUCUGGAUUUGGAGCUUGAACUCCUCGACGACUUCAGGAUACGUCUGCUGCAGAUUAAACGAGAACAAGAAAACACAGGAAAUCCUCUGGAUAAGUGUUACUGUGCAAUAUUAAAUGCUGUCAACUACAUUAUAGAGGUGCUUAAGGAGUGGAGUGAGUUGCUGUUUUUCCUGCAGUUGCAGUACUUCAGGUUGGAAAGUCAGAGUACAGAGGCUAUAGAGGGAGAUGUGCCCAUGUCACCAGCGGCACUGGGUGACGACGUUGACACUUCAAGAGCGGAAGACAUGGGAGAACUGUCCACCAGCAACUUUCAGAUGCCAGACACCUUUGAUGAAAGCAAACUAGAGGACCUGACGGGCUCUGUGUUUGACAGACUUAUUGAGUAUUUUGAGAUAACCAAGAAUGAGAUGUUGAAGAUCAUUCUCAAAUAUGUCAGUGAUGAUGUCAAAGCUAGGAGCAGACCGUACAGGAAGGACAGAUGGCUGUCUCUGCCCUCCCUGAAGGAGUUUACGUCCCCCACCCUGUCGCCAUCUGCAUGUGAAAUGUUCUUAGUGUUAAAAGAACAUCUUCAUAGUGUUGAAAAGCUGCUCAGUAAACCUUUAUUUAAUCUGUUUUGGAAGAAGCUAGCCGAGGAACUGGACCAGUAUCUGUAUGAUAAGCCUGCUGCUGAGUAUGUGGUAGUUGACAGUGAGAGUAACAUCCAGGUGCAGAACAUCGAGGUGGUCGGCACAGCCCAGGAUAACACCACACAGUAUGUCAUCUUGAACCAACCAGACGGGAACACCAUCGCCGUCGCCACCUCUGACCCAACCUCAAUCCUGGACAGUCUCUCCAGCAUGGCCUCCAUGUCAACCACGCCGACAAUGACUACGGUCACUGCAUCAGGACAGGUGCCGGGGCUGACCUCUGAUGAUGUUACCAUAGUAACACACAGCGAGGAGCUGCCUGAUGAUGUGCUGGAGGGACUUGUGGGGACAUCUGGUGGCGAGGUGACUCAGGUUGUGCAAGGACUUGAGACGCAUCCUGUGAAUAUUGAUGAUGCAGUGGUUGGCCUUGUGGAUUCCUGA